Molecule: messenger RNA, 380 nt
Organism: Serpula lacrymans var. lacrymans S7.9
Lineage: Eukaryota; Fungi; Basidiomycota; Agaricomycetes; Boletales; Serpulaceae
Exons: 3
Biological process (GO): RNA processing
Cellular component (GO): nucleus
Molecular function (GO): mRNA binding
Source: RefSeq, a predicted model, not a curated record
AGAUUUAUGUGGACUCUACAUACUGCCAAUGAAGAACAUUGGGUCCCCAUCAAAAUUGUAUCCUCGUUUACGCGUAUGCGUGAUUUCGCAGCCCUUGGUGUAGUGUGGAUAGCUAAAGCUCUGCGCACCAGCACAGAGCUAGAAGUGGAUGAAGCUGGUGAGAAUGUUAGGCGCCGUACCGAAGUUCAGGAGCCAAAGGGGCAAUUUGAGCGUAGCGUUUAUGCGAAAGGUUUUGGGAAAGAAGAACCUGAACUCCAGAAGAAGCUCGAAGAUUUCUUCAACCAAUACGGUACUGCGAAUGCAGUCAGAAUGCGGCGCGUGGAUGGCAAAAAGGAGUUCAAGGGAUCUGUUUUUGUGGAAUAUGCUAGUAUGGAGUCUGC